AUGGUCCGCUUGAUCACUCAUAACCUUUUAGCCUGCCAUGCUAAGGACUGCAACACGAACAACUUUCCGUUGGAGUUCAAAGAUGUGCAACUGGAGAUCAGGGAGGCCGAUUUUAACCCAGACUUUUUGAAGGGGUUCAUGCCCAAGAUUGAGUGGAAGGCUCUGGUUGAUACGGCCAGGCAGUUGGGUGAUACAUCACUGCCUCUGGAGCAACCUGAAAUGUUAGACGACGAAUUUCUGAAAAACCUCCAUCAUGUCCUUCUUGAAAUUCACGUCGAAGAAGGAUCGAUGACAUGUCCCAAUUGUAAGCACGUAUACCCCAUUUCCAACGGAAUCCCGAACAUGUUGUUGGCCGAACAUGAAAUAGGCUAA
Psilocybe cubensis is the source of this 372-nucleotide messenger RNA. RefSeq lists its product as uncharacterized. The transcript is spliced from 4 exons. Gene Ontology annotation, molecular function: protein heterodimerization activity. The record is from RefSeq and is a predicted model, not a curated record. Gene Ontology annotation, biological process: rRNA (guanine-N7)-methylation; tRNA methylation; peptidyl-glutamine methylation. Lineage: Eukaryota; Fungi; Basidiomycota; Agaricomycetes; Agaricales; Agrocybaceae. The coding region runs from base 1 to 372 and encodes 123 amino acids.